Caenorhabditis bovis is the source of this 495-nucleotide messenger RNA. The record is from the annotation of a GenBank genome assembly. NCBI's taxonomy places the organism in Eukaryota, Metazoa, Nematoda, Chromadorea, Rhabditida, Rhabditidae.
AUGAUUAAACCGCUGGCGCUCUUCGUGAUUUGCCUUAUUGGUCUAGGAUGGACAGCUUCAGAUAUCGAUGUUCCAUCGUCUGUAGCUAAUAGAUCCAUGUCUAUUAAGGGUCAACUUCUUUGCGGAAAUAGGCCUUACGAAGGUGCAAAAAUUCGUCUUUACCGAACUUACCAAGCCAAUGCUGCCGAUGACCUCAGUGAACUUCUCGAUUCGAAACAAACCUAUGUGACUGGAAUGUUCCAAAUUGAAGGAAACACCGAGAAGUUCCCGAGAACCAAAACCACCAUUGAUCCGUAUGUCACCUUCCACCACGGUUGUGAUGUUGAUCCAGCUACUUUGGCAAACAAAGGUUAUAAACGUUGGGCUGUUCGCGUUCCAGAGGAUUAUGUGACCCUUGGGAGCAAAGCCAGAAAAGUGUAUGACUUUGGAAAGAUCAAUCUUCAGUUGGAAUAUCCUGGAGAAAUUCACGAUAAGAAAUUCAAACUCACCGAUUAG